GAAACGCCGAAAUUGAAGGCAAAAGCUACCGAAAAAAAAAAAUGAUCUCUUCCAAACCCUAAACCGACACAGAUGUUCAUUUUCUCCUCACGCCGCUUGAUUUGUGUCCCUACGGAAACGUUCAGAACACGUGCAUCUACCCGCCGAUUUAGAGUGGCGACCCCGUCGAGAAGAGACAAUGGCGGACUCUUGACCGUUUGUCGCCUCCUCUUGCCGAUUCCCUGCUCUUACUCGCCUUCGAGUAUGUUUUUGUAAUUAACUUAGGAAUUCGAUCUUUUUUUUAUAUUUAUUUAUUUUGAGGUUGACGACGAUACCGAUCUUGCAUUGGGCGUUGGCUUUUGUUGUUUCGGUGGCGAGAAGGAUUGUCGGAGGGGGAAAGCGCGGUGAUGAGGAGCAUACCUUGAUGGCGGCAAGAGGCCGCAGGUCGGAGUCCCGCGACGGGUGCUGUAUUUUGUUGGUGGGGUUUCUGAUUGGGUUGACUCGCUUGGUCGGCUGUGUUGGAAUUUGCCAAAAAAAUUGUGAACUAUUUAUGUGAUAAUAGCAAAUCAAUAUUAUCAUUUCUGUUUUCAAUUGUUUUGAAGGGUUGUAUAUCAAUUACCAGUCUGCAUUUGCUCAGCGCGUGUGGAUUGUGAGAAACUAUAAGGAGAAUGUAUCCAGGGUGCCAUCCGUUGUGCUUGGCUCGCAAGCAGUGGAGGUUGUCAGACGUGAUUGGUGGCGUCGGGACAAGCGAUGGAUAGCCCUGCUGAACAGUGUCGACUAGAGGUAUGGUGGGCGGCUUGGCCCAAUCCGGCUGCAGCGUGUUGACGAUGUUGGACUAUAAUUGGGCGACUUCUUCGUCAAAGCCCCGCGUGGCAGACGACAGUCCUGCUGAAGCUACUCCCAUCAAGAACACCCACGGGAACUACGCCAGCUCCUUCACCCAUGGCAAAAAGCGGACGGUUCCCUCACGCGGGAUCCAGAACGCUUUGAGGCUGGUGCUGCGUGGGGAUUUGUGCUUUUGUAAUGUUUUAGGAGGUCCUCAAACAAAUAAUACUAGAAGAACUAAUACGAGUAGCAAUGCGAGAUCACCUUCAAGUGUUGGAUUAGAGAUUCAAGAAGCACAUAAUCAACAACUUCAGCAGGAUGUAGCUCAGAUUCGCCGCAUGGUGAACUCAUCAAUGAGAGUGUAA
Messenger RNA from Striga asiatica, 1169 nucleotides. Lineage: Eukaryota; Viridiplantae; Streptophyta; Magnoliopsida; Lamiales; Orobanchaceae. The record is from the annotation of a GenBank genome assembly.